Molecule: messenger RNA, 1673 nt
Organism: Camponotus floridanus (Florida carpenter ant)
Lineage: Eukaryota; Metazoa; Arthropoda; Insecta; Hymenoptera; Formicidae
Gene: ND-51
Product: NADH dehydrogenase [ubiquinone] flavoprotein 1, mitochondrial
Exons: 6
Coding region: 28-1464 (478 amino acids)
Biological process (GO): mitochondrial electron transport, NADH to ubiquinone
Molecular function (GO): FMN binding; NADH dehydrogenase (ubiquinone) activity; NAD binding
Source: RefSeq, a predicted model, not a curated record
UGAGGCAUUUCUCGAUCAGCUGAUUCAAUGGUUCGUGCCCUGCAAGAUGGUGGCAAGAUGGCAAGUGGCAUAGUGCGUUGUUUGCAGAUUUCGAGGAGGCAAUUAGGUCUCCUCGGAUCUAGUUUGAGCAGCCAGCAGAGAACGUUCGCCGAUGCCGCCCCUGAAGGAAAAAAACAGGGUUCACCUCUGUCCGAUGAGGAUCGUGUCUUUACAAACCUAUACGGCAGACAUGACUGGCGGUUGAAAGGUGCCAUGAGCCGUGGCGACUGGUACAAAACUAAGGAGAUAUUGGACAAAGGCAGCGAUUGGAUCAUCAACGAGAUCAAAAUUUCCGGCUUGAGAGGUCGCGGUGGAGCCGGCUUUCCUUCUGGGAUGAAAUGGUCCUUCAUGAACAAGCCAGCGGAUGGCAGACCCAAGUAUCUGGUGAUCAACGGCGACGAGGGUGAACCGGGAACAUGUAAGGAUCGCGAGAUUCUGCGACACGAUCCGCACAAGCUCGUGGAGGGCUGUUUGAUUGCCGGUCGUGCUAUGGGUGCCUGUGCCGCUUAUAUUUAUAUUCGUGGUGAAUUUUACAACGAGGCGUCCAACAUGCAAGUCGCCGUAGCCGAAGCUUAUCAAGCUGGUCUGAUCGGAAAGAACUCCUGUGGCUCUGGAUAUGAUUUCGAUAUCUUUAUUGUACGAGGAGCGGGCGCGUACAUUUGCGGCGAGGAGACCGCUCUUAUCGAAUCCAUCGAGGGCAAGCAAGGCAAACCGAGACUAAAACCACCCUUCCCGGCCGAUGUCGGGGUAUUUGGAUGUCCUACGACUGUUACUAAUGUCGAAACUGUAGCAGUCGCGCCUACAAUUUGUCGCCGAGGUGGAGCAUGGUUUGCUUCAUUUGGUCGCCCACGCAAUCAUGGAACUAAGCUUUUUAACAUCUCUGGACACGUAAACAAUCCUUGUACUGUCGAGGAGGAAAUGUCCAUCCCUUUAAGAGAACUCAUUGACAGGCAUGCAGGAGGUGUAAUCGGGGGAUGGGAUAAUUUACUAGGUGUCAUUCCUGGAGGCUCUUCAACUCCCGUCAUUCCCAAGAGUGCGUGCGACACCGUGUUGCUGGACUUUGAUGACCUUAUCAGAGUGCAAAGCUCGUUCGGCACGGCCGCGGUAAUUGUGAUGAAUAAGCAGACGGAUAUAAUCAAAGCUAUCACUCGUUUGAUAAGCUUCUACAAGCACGAAUCAUGUGGGCAAUGCACACCUUGUCGGGAGGGUAUCAGUUGGAUGUUUAAAAUACUAAAGAGGUUCGUCGAUGGUAACGCCGAAGUGCACGAGAUAGAUAUGCUAUGGGAGCUUACAAAACAAAUAGAACUGCACACAAUCUGCGCUCUGGCGGACGGCGCCGCGUGGCCUGUACAAGGUUUAAUCAGACAUUUUAGGCCAGAGAUCGAGGCGCGCUUGAAAGAACAAAAGCGUGCCAUGUCCAAUUGAAAAAUCGAGCAGCAUAGGAACCGGAGAUUAAUAUGUAAUAGAGAAAAAAAAAUAUUUAGAGCAAUCCCGGUAAGAUUUUAUAUAUUUAUUUUCAGUGUAUAUAAGUGAAUUUACAUGCGAUAGUCACGAUUCUCAUGUAACAAUGUCUUUCGAAUCCGGGCUGAUCGUUCAUCCUGAUGAUUCGAUUAAUAAAAGAAAUAUAAGAGAAA